UGUCAGUCAAACAAAAAUUGUUUUGUUUCAUACAAAUAUGAAUUAAUUUUGUUGUGAUUAUUAUUGAAAAUUAAAAGAAACAAUGGUAAAAUAGUUGCCACUCACGAUACAGCAGUUACCUAUGAUAACAAGACAAUGGCUUCAACAGUUAUCAAGCAGGAACUGGAGUCGGAGACUUGCACCGUUUGUGGCGGCGGCGGAGAUCUUUUAACUCCUGAGGAGCAUGACGCCGGUUCACAAUCCAUGCCAGUGCCUUUGCGAACUAUGCUUUUGCAUUUAAAUAACAAUAAGAUCUUACCCGAAGGUAAGCUUUGUACAAGUUGCAUCCGUCGUGCCUUAGAAGCUUACGAAUUUAGCACAGCAUUAAGCACCAGAACAGCGCCUCCGUUAAGCGAGAAAAUUCGUGCAUUACGUCAAAAACUUCAUGAAUUGACGCAAAAGAUUGAUGUUUUCAUUGUUGUGGGAGGUCUGAGUGCUAAUUCCGGAGGGGUUUAUAGUCAAGAUGAUAUAAUUAUGGUGGAUAAAGAUGCCUUAGCUGCGGCAGCGGCCGCUGAUGACGAGGAUAUGGAGAAAGCAAGGAAUGCAUGUGGGGAUAGUGUUUAUCAGUGUUCGAUUUGUCCUCUUUCUUUUCAGCAUGCAAGUGAAUACCGUGAACACAUCGCCAUCCACCCGGGCGGCGCGCGCCACUCGUGCUGGACUUGCGGCGCGCAGUUCACCAGCAAGGACGCUCUCAGGGACCACUCCACACUACACGCGGCGCUAGCACAGAGCCUCGUGUGCAAUCUGUGCAAUGUUACUUUCCAGAGCAGCGCAGACAUGCGUCGCCACGAGUCUACAUGCGCGACUUGCCCAGUGUGUGAGAUGCGUUGCGGCGCGCGCAGCACGCUAGCCGCGCACGCGCGUCGCUCGCACGCGCGCCAGGCGCCGCUUCUGUGUGCACAGUGCUUUAUCGUGCUGCCCAGUGCGGAGAUGUUCGCGGCGCACGCGCUCACUCACCGCCAGGCGGACCGGUUCGUCUGUGGCUAUGAUUCGUGUAUACUGAGAUUUGCUACCAGGCACGACUUAUUGGCACACAUCCGCAAAUGCCACGCCGGGGAAGAGAUCCCGGAGCCUGCCGCGCCCGCAGACGUCGCGCAGCCCGCCACCGUGCCUUGCGACCAGUGCGGACGAACGUUCGGAUCGGUGGCAGCAAUGAAACGCCAUGCAAGAGUGCACCGUCGGGAAACACCACAGGAGGAGGCGGAUUGGGAGGGCGGCGAGAUCGAGAAGGCCCUGAGCAGGAUGCACGGCAUCGAGCCUUUGGAGGCGGACGUGGAAUACCUCGAGAUGGAGGCCCUAGAAGAGAUUUAGCAAUAGCUUUUCUUUAUUAUAGUCAUAAUUGUAUAGUUAAAAGAUAAAUAAAU
Maniola jurtina (meadow brown) is the source of this 1403-nucleotide messenger RNA. RefSeq names its product zinc finger protein 836-like. Lineage: Eukaryota; Metazoa; Arthropoda; Insecta; Lepidoptera; Nymphalidae. Bases 136 to 1350 code for a protein of 404 amino acids. The transcript is spliced from 8 exons. The record is from RefSeq and is a predicted model, not a curated record.